UUUAACUUCAUGGAUUGAUUUAUCAGGUUUCCUUCAUUGUUAUUUAUGACUGUAAUACCGAUCCUGCGUUUUCAGUCUCUAAUUAUGGAGACCAAUUUCACAAAUUCUAAUGCAGUUUCGGUGUGGAACUCUAAGUUAUCGAAAAUCUUGAUUCCAAACAUCAUCGUAUUAUCACUAUACAUAUUUUUGGGAAUUAUUGGGAACACCACUGUUAUAAUAGUUUAUAGAUUUCGAAUGAGGAAAAAAUCCGAGGACAGAUAUUUUAUUCCGAUAUUGGCUGUUUCGGAUUUGGCAGGAGCUACAGUUUGUGGUUCGUUCGGAAUUGCACUGAAUAUGAUGCAGACAGAAUUUACCAGCACACGUUUAUGCAAGGCCUGGUGGUUUUUUGCAGCUUUUACGCAAUAUAUGUCUGUUUUAUUGUUACUUAUUAUCGCCACACAAAGAUAUCUUAAAGUAUGUAAACCUCAACGUCAUCAAAUGAAACAAUUCCAUAAACGUUUGGCGGUAGGAUUGUCUUUUGGUGUCGCCUUUGUAUCAGCGGCACCGAUAACCGCGCUGUAUGGAUCCGUUGAUUUUCCGAAUUCAGAUGGAAGUAUAAUAGGUACACGAUGUAGCAAGUUAAAGGAAGUUAACAAAACGUUGACGCUCCUGUAUGGUAUUGUUAUUAUCAUUAUGCUUUUGACUUCUAUGACAAUUAUGAUUUUUUUCUAUAUACGAAUUGGGCAUAAGGUAUACGUUCAUUUCAAAAACAAGAACAAUUCAUUCUCAUCUGGUAAAGAACAAACAAGUUCAAAUAUUGACACAGAAAUGCACACUAUCACGUCUGUUAUUUCCUGUGGUGACGGACCUGCGACGGAACAUAAGGAAUCAAAUCCAGAAAUAGAAAAAUAUGAACCGGAAGGAAUAACACCAAAAACUAAGUCAAAGGUCAAAAAUUCAACAGGAAGUGCUGAUAUAAAUAAGAGGCUUGUACAUAAAUUUACAAUAAUGUUCAUGAUGAUUACAAUACUAUUUCUUAUAAGUUAUAUUCCUAAAGUGAUACUGAUAGUAAUUGAAGGUCUUAAUCCAUAUUUCUGGCAGAACUUCUCCGACAAUGAACGACCCGGAAUUCUAUUUAUUUAUAGAAUGUAUAUUGUAAACAAUAUCGUCAAUCCGUUUAUCUAUGCUUUUAUGGAUUUGGAUUUCAGAAAAGAAACAAGACAAUUGUUAACGUUCAAAAGUAUAGCCUCGGUUUGGAAGUAGGGUUAUCAUUGUUUCAGUAAAAUAGUAUAGCCUCGUUUUGGAAGUAGGGUAUACCAUUGUUUCAGUAAAAUAGUACAGCUCGUGUUUAAAGUUGGGAAUACCUGUCGGAGCGUUCAGUGUAACCUUUGUUUUCCUAAUAGUUUCUGGUUGUACGUCGAUUUAAAAAAAAACAACGUAAGUUUUAAAUUAUGUCAGUACCGAAACACGGACUACUAUAGUACUGAUCAGCAUGCGAGGAUUUACACGGGAAAAUUUUGUUCGCCAGCAGCGAUAUCGAUCGAGGGAUAAUAAAUGAAAAUACUAUUGCAUCAGAUAUAUGGCCUUUUCUGGAUUAUACUUCGUCAGGUACGCUCAAAACUGGGCAAAUAUUUAAAAGCCCAGUACACAUUAGCAAUUGAAUACG
Messenger RNA from Mytilus trossulus (common blue mussel), 1645 nucleotides. Its product is annotated as cholecystokinin receptor-like. The transcript has a single exon. Gene Ontology annotation, molecular function: neuropeptide receptor activity. Bases 46 to 1242 code for a protein of 398 amino acids. NCBI's taxonomy places the organism in Eukaryota, Metazoa, Mollusca, Bivalvia, Mytilida, Mytilidae. Gene Ontology annotation, cellular component: plasma membrane. Gene Ontology annotation, biological process: neuropeptide signaling pathway. The record is from RefSeq and is a predicted model, not a curated record.